Messenger RNA from Rhopilema esculentum, 2680 nucleotides. The record is from RefSeq and is a predicted model, not a curated record. NCBI's taxonomy places the organism in Eukaryota, Metazoa, Cnidaria, Scyphozoa, Rhizostomeae, Rhizostomatidae.
UUUGGAAUUAUUUUGGACUAAGCCCCCCUCCAGCUCCCAUUUUUGAAGUCCCUGUCAAAACAAGAUAGGUUACAGGGAUGGUCCUAUCUCUAUAGAAUAGAUGAUGCUUGUAAAAAACAUAUCAAGCGUAAACAAUAAAUACAAUAGAGAAGAUAAACGCCAUUGAAAUUUCUUAUUAUAAAAAAACCAGAUUUGAAUAGGUGUAUCAUUGAUAAACCACCGACUUCAUUGUGGUAUCGUAUGAAAAUUGUUUCACAGACAGUAAAUAGUCUGAUUUCAAACAGUUUCUCCCGUUUUGAUGGAAGCAAUCUAGAAAUGUUGUUUUGCCAAGCAUCCAUUCCUGCUGAUCAUCAGUUACACUAGGUAUGGACACAAGAGAACUUCCCAGGGUUCUUUCAAGGAAGUCAGUGAAUACUUUUGCAAGAGCAUCUAUUACAAGCUUGGAGUCCAUUCCCCAAAACACAGCCCCUGCAUCAUCUAUUGUUGAAACCACAAGAGAGCAAUCUCCUCAACUUGAGCUGCAUCACAUGGAAAGCUCCAAUUCAAUAGAUUCGAUUGCCAACGAUGAAAACCAGACUAAGGAGGAGACUGACUGGGAGAAUAAAGAUGAGCUCCACCUUCUGAAACGGCUGGCUGAGAAGUAUGGCUACACUAUCGUUGACAACAGAAAAGGAAGCAGGCUAGGACAAAACCAGAAAACAGACAGUGUCGAUAGUGCUGUCAGAGCUCAAAAAUCUAAAUCUAUGCUUGAAAGAGAUGACAAAAUACAGCAGCAAGUUAAUCAUAGCACUGACCAUAGUGAAAGAAAAGAGGGUGAAACGAAUAGAGUAAACAAACGUGCCAGCUUCAUCAGGAAAAUUUCGUUACUUGAGAAAAAGAAAGAAGGAAAUAAUGGCCUUCCUGUGGCAGCUUUAAAUGAAACUGAGGUUGAUAAAAAUGAAUCUGAAAUGCACAAGAGCGAGCUUGAGAAACAGAGGGUAGGUGGUACAAGAGAGGAAGCUGUGCUUUCUUUUUCUUCAAAAUCGAGUUUUAAAACACAAGAAAUUAAUAAAGACAAACCCAGAAUAUCUGAAACUGGUAAGAUAAAAGCAGAAAGUGAGACAAAAAAACCACCAUUUGAAAAAACAGGAAAAGAGGAACGGCAUAGUAACGAAAACAGCGAGACACGAAUAGGUCGAGUUGAACUAAACACGGGUAAUGACGAAGCAAAACGAGAUUCCAAAUCGACGUUUGAGCGAUGGUUGGAGCGAAAGUCUGCACAAAAACGAGAAUCUUCUGCAAAAGAAAGCAGCCAAGGAAAUGAAAGCGAAAAGCGACGGGACAUGUGCGACCAGGCAUUUAAGAAAUGGCUGCAAUUGAAAAAAGUAAGAUACCGGAGCGCUUCUGUGUCGCCUAGGCCGAGUUUUCAAGAAAGCAGGCGGGAAAUCAAACGGCCAAAAAGUGGCCUAAGUUUCGAAACGUGGAUGAAAGGAAAAGGAAAAGUACAGCCUAGAUCAUCGAGUAUGACUGAAACAACAACACAUUUGCCUGUGAAAAGAGCAUACAGCUCAGGAAUAACUUACUCUGAAUGGAUCGAUUCAAAACGAAGCCAGUUUAAACAGAGCUUGGGAAAUGCGGAGGAGGAAAAUAGCAACGCCGCGGCAUCUCCGAACAGAGUAAGAUUAAACGGUAUAACAUUUGAGAACUGGGUUGAAGCGAAAACUGAGCAAUUUCAAAUUGAACGUGUAGAAAAGGACACUGAAAAAAUGCGGUUAGAAUAUGAGAAAGAAAUGGAGUAUGAAAGAAAACUGAAAAAUUCGAAUGUUAAGACUUUCGAGGACUGGUUGUUCGAAAAGGAGUUCGAAGAUCGUAUCCGGAAAACUAAGGAAAAGAAAGCAAAGAGAAAGAGUCGUAAAAAUAAGACAAAAUAUGAAGAAGAUUCCAAUUUAGUAUAUAAUAUGUGGUUAAUGAACAAACAUUUAAGUGAAAUGGAAAAAGAAGAAGAAAAUUUAAUUGCUCUACGUGAAGAAUGGAAGCGAAAAAAGAAAAUGCAGCUGAAAAUUGGAACAGAAAUGGAAAAAGCUGAAGCAAUAUAAUAAAUCCCUGUGACUAGUGGUUGGAGGGUAAAGAUGGCUGGGGUUGUGGGGGUAGUCCCCCAACUCAACUGCUGCUGUAAGGGCUAUGUGAUUGUUUCUUCCAAAAAGUGGUAGAUUAGUUCAUUAAAUAGCGAGAACGGCAAAUGUAUAUCGACUUGUCCAUAUUUGGCUACUCUUAUAUUUCCCCAGUAUACAAAAAUGAAAAACUUAAGAUAUAAUGUAAAUAAACCUAACUUACGACGCAAUGGGGUGAAGCGAUACAAAGAUUUAACUCACUGAGUCAUUUAUUAAUUGGAAGUGAACUUCAGGAUGGCCCAGAAAAGCAACAAUUUUUAGAGUGCGAAAUGCUGUAUGAGAAGAAAAAUGUGACUUUGUUUGUAGCUACAAUAUACAUACACAAUAUUUGUAAACAAAGCAAGAUAUUAGCGAUAAACAUGGCAUCUUUUUGCCAUCAUCUAGAGUUCCUGUAUCUGAGAAAUCUAAAGAGAAAAAAUGUGUCUAAAAAUGGUUUUGCUUUCCAUGCCAUCAUGAGGUUUGUAGCUUUUCAGAAUUGUGAAUGUAUAUAUUUUGUAGAUAUAUCAUUUAAUGUAAUUUUGUACAUGCGA